Messenger RNA from Prosopis cineraria, 2117 nucleotides. RefSeq names its product cadmium-induced protein AS8-like. The transcript is spliced from 4 exons. Bases 186 to 611 code for a protein of 141 amino acids. NCBI's taxonomy places the organism in Eukaryota, Viridiplantae, Streptophyta, Magnoliopsida, Fabales, Fabaceae. The record is from RefSeq and is a predicted model, not a curated record.
UUGCUGGAUACGAGCCUUACUGUAGACACUACUCCUUUCGGCAUCAACCCGGAAAUUCAAACAUCCGUUCGCGUUGGAGAUUACUACUCAAAGUACUCAUGAAUGAACAAAUGAAGAAAUUACAGUGAAUCCAGCAGCUGUUUUUAUUCCAAGAAGAUUUUUAUCGCAUUAAUCUCUUGGUCAUAAUGAUUAUAAAAGGACUGUUCGGAAGAUAUGAAAGGUGGAACCCUGUUCAUCCGACUUAUGGAGCAUUUUGGGGCAUGGGUGUCGGCAUUGGCUGUGGUGUUGGAUGGGGUCCAGGAUUUGGUCCUGAAGUGGUAGGCUAUGUUGGAGCUGGCUGUGGUGUGGGUUUCAGUGUAGGUAUCACUCUAGCUGGCUUUGGUCUGGGUCUUCCUAUUAACUUCAUCUUUCAAGCCCCUUUUCAAGCAAUUACAGCAACAAGAGGCUCUGCAUUGGAAUCAGCACAUUUCAAUGGUUUUCUUUCUGGAAAACAUGUUGCUGGGAAUAGCUGGAGUGGAAUUGCAAGAUGUGUUUCUUACCUGCAUAGAGAGGCUGCGGAGAAAUUAUCUAGCUUUAGGCAAAGGCAGUUAUUGAUCAAGGGGAAAGAUUGAUAGCUUCAUCAGAUCCUUCGUUUCCAUUAGUUGCUGAAGGAAGCGAAAUUGACAACCUUCAGUCUUUCAGCACGAGGCUAUGCACUACAGAAUGUAUUUUUGUCUAGAUUUUUAGACAAGAUGCUUGUCUUUUCCUUUUCUUUAAUUGGUUCAUGUGCAUAGAGUUAAUUCAAAUCAGUUCAGUAUUUUACUACUUUAUAAUGAUGAUUUGGUAUGAGUUAUUUAACUUCUCAAGAGCCCAUACCAAUGUAAUACUAACUCAAUCCUAACAAACCUUGUACAUCUCUAGCUUUCAUACAAAUACUCCCAAGGGUUAUUAUUUAUUACUGUAAACUAGACAUUAUUCCACAAAGUUUCAUAUUUUAGGAGAAUAUUCUAGCAGCUUAUUUUGUAAAUGGCUUAGAUCUCGGGAUAAUAGUCCAUGCAUCAUGCGUUUCUUCGCCACUAGAAUCAUGAACUUAACUAUCUGUAUAAACUUUGCACCAAAGUUUUCCAUCACUAUUGGGAAUUGCAUACCAGAGAAUUUACAUGGCCCAGCCUCUGCUUUCCGGAUAUCAACCUCAGGGGCACCUUUGAUCUUCCAGACUUCAGAAUCAAUCACCGAGCUUCACAGCCUCAAAUAGCUCCUUCAGGUGAUCCUUCUUCAUCGUACAAAGAAUCUCAUAAAGAAGAGGAAUAGUGGCAUUCGCCUUGUGAAUGACCUGACCCCAUAAAAAGUUAUCCAUGUCCUGACCGUUAGCUUCUCUGGGUUCAAGCAGCUUCUUCUUCUUUCAACAGUCUCUGCUUUUGCCUAUUUUCAGGUACUUUUUUUGGGAUACAACGGAAAUAAUUUUCAGCCACUUUCUUAUCAGAGGGAAUGCGUAUUCCAAGAACCAAGUUGGUAUGGAAGUGAAAACAGAAAAGAGAUUGCAAGCAAGCACUGUGUUUGUCUGAAAUGAAGCAGGGUUACAGCUGGUGGAUAAUGCUUCUUUGUUUGUUUGUUGUUGUUUGAACUUUGCUUGGUUUCUGUUGAAUGAAAUUUCAUGGUAUUUAUUCAACAAGAAAUAACGUAGGAAACAGGUUCAGGAAAAAGUACAAAAUAGGUGAAAUGUAUGGAGACACAGAAGUAGGUAGGUAAGGAUCUUGGGGAACAGAAUAAGGAAAAAAAGUACAGAGAAAUAUGAUGCGAGGGACUGAGUACGUUGUGGACGAGUAUGGAUAUGGUUAAAAUCCAAACGGAGAAUUGGAGACUUGGAGCAUAUCAUGUGAUCUGUUUGGAAGGAUCAUUUUGAUCCUUCGACAAAAAGCGAAGCGCCACUCAGUUUGACUUGUUACGACUGUCUAGAGAGGGUAUCUACAUCAAGAAUGCUUUGACUCUGCUCUCAAACAACCGUUCAACGUUAACACAGUUGAUGGGUAAAUGCUAAUUUUACAGCUUUACUUCCCCGCGUGGUGCAUGUUACCUCCUUUAACUUUCGCAUACGUUUGGUUACUUUGCUCAUCGCACUAACAAAGAUAUUCAAAUUA